GACACCAAGUCACCCAUCUUCUUACAAGACGUAGAGAAGAGUCAGUUCGAUGCGUUUUUGAACGUCUUGUAUCGCACUUCCUAUACUUCGAACCCGAUCAUGGCCGCCCCAGCCUGGGCCUCCGUCCUCCACCUUGCCUCGGAGUGGAAUUUCCCCUCUAUCCGAGAACUUGCUAUACGGAGCUUUACACCAUCGGCCUCUGACGUCGACAAGGUGGUGCUCGGUCAUCGUUAUCGUUUUGAAGAGUGGCUUCUUCCUGGAUAUACCGGCCUCGUUGAAAGGAAGGAGCCACUCACGCUUGCGGAGGGUACGAGGCUUGGUAUGGAGGAUGUUGUUUCGAUCAAUAAGGCCAGAGAGAAUAUUCGG
Molecule: messenger RNA, 366 nt
Organism: Stereum hirsutum FP-91666 SS1
Lineage: Eukaryota; Fungi; Basidiomycota; Agaricomycetes; Russulales; Stereaceae
Exons: 2
Source: RefSeq, a predicted model, not a curated record